UCCUCCACCUUGGGUAUUCCCUCUCCCUUGUUUCUGCCUUUCCUUUCCUUUCCCCCCUUUCGGUCUCUUCUCUUGACUCAAGAGCUGCUUGUUUUAAAGAGAAGAGGAUACCCUUCUUGGGCUUUAAUGAUUAUUGUUUAACUUAUUGUUAUUACUCUUGGGAAAGAAGAGCCUUCUCUUCCGAGGAAGGAUGGCUUCCCCGCCGCCUCUGCUGUUCCUCUGGGCUGCUUUGGCCCUUUGGGCGCCUCAGGCUGAAGGUGCCUGCAUCUAUCGAGGCUCAUCUUUAGAGAACAACACCAUUUGGAAGCCGGACUCUUGCCAAGAGUGCCGUUGCCAUGGCGACAUCAUCCUAUGCGAAGCCAUCAUUUGCAGAAAUCCUCGAUGCAACUUCUGGAAGGGAGAAGUCCUCCAAAUACCCCCCAGUGCUUGCUGUCCAAGGUGUGUUUCCCAAACUGAGGGCUUUUGUGAACAUGAAGGACGAAUCCAUGAGCAUGGGACAGAAUGGACAGGUUCUGGAUGUACAACCUGCUCAUGUGCAAAUGGAGAGGUUUUUUGCAACCCCAAACCUUGCCCUGACAUUCCUUGUGAGAGAAGUCAAGUGAAAUCUGACAGUCAAGAAAAGUGUUGUCCACAGUGUCUUGGCAGUGGAGAGACCUGCUCUUUUGAUGGCCAGAUUUUCCGGGACGGUGAGGAGUGGCGAUUCAGCCAGUGUGCCAAAUGUAUUUGUCGGAAUGGGACUGUGGAGUGCUUUACGGUGCUCUGUCAGCCUGUAUUGUGUAAUGAGGGUGAAAGUGUCAUUGUACCAGCUGGAAAAUGCUGCCCGGAAUGUACUCAGAAAUCCUGCUCCAUAUCUGGGAGAGCAUAUGAGCAUGGAGAGCAGUGGAAGAAAGACUCCUGCACAACCUGUAUUUGUGACAGAGGAGAGACCAAGUGCUUGAGAAAAAACUGCACCCUACUGACCUGCCAGGAGGGAGAGAACAAAGUGCAGCCCUCUGGAAAAUGCUGUGAGGAGUGUGUACCUUCCAAAGGGAGCUGUGUCCAUAAUGGCACCAUCAGGUACAACAACGAGAUGUGGAAUACUACUCACUGCGAGUUCUGUAUAUGUGAUGGAGGUCAGGUCACUUGCUGGAAUGCAGAGUGUCUCCAAGUGAGGUGUUCCCUGGAUGAAGAAUUAGUUCAUUUAGAAGGCAAGUGCUGUCCAGAAUGUAUUUCAAGAGGUCGGCCCUGUGUUUAUAAAGAGCAUACCAAAGAUAGUGGAGAAAAGUGGAAGGAAGGUCUGUGCCGUGAAUGUGAAUGCUGGGACUCUGAAGUGGUCUGCUAUGCUCAGUCUUGCCCAACUUGUCCCUCAGGCAGUGUGGCUGUUGCUGUGCCAGGAGAAUGUUGCCCUCAGUGCCAACCAGGUCAGUGCCAUUCAGAUUGCUUGACCUGCUCACAGGCUUUCAAUCGCUGUGACACCUGCCGUGAUAUAACCAAGAAACUGCAGAAUGGGCACUGUGUAGCCAGCUGUGGAUCUGGAUUCUAUGAGGAUACUGGACUUUGCUUAGCCUGCAAGGAAACAUGCUCUGCUUGCCAUAAUGGGUUUGUGUGCACUUCAUGCCAGGAUUCACUGCAGUUGAAGGAUGGCCAGUGUGUGGCUUCAUGUGGGGAAGGGUUCUUCCAAGGACUUUCCCAGUGUGUAGCUUGCCACGAAUCUUGUGCCACUUGCUGGGGCCCAGCAGCAGACAACUGUUACUCCUGCAAAGACUUAUCUUAUGUAUUAUUGGAAGGCUUAUGUGUUGCUAGUUGUGGGCAGGGAUUCUACAUCAACGAUGGCAUUUGUAGAGCCUGCAAUGAGUCUUGUGAAACAUGUUACCCAGACCAGCCUGGAUGUAUGUCUUGUGCUUCGGACAGAAUUCUACAUAAGGGAAAUUGUGUGUUUAAAUGUCCUCUUGGCUACUAUGCAGAUAAUUCUCAGAGAUGCAGAGUUUGCCAUGAUUCCUGCACCAGCUGCUUUGGACCUUUAUCUACUCAGUGUACUUCAUGUUCUUUCCCUCUUGCCAUGCAUCUGGGUCAGUGCCUUUCUGCUUGUGGAGAAGGCUUUUAUCAAGAUCACACCACCUGCAAAGGUUGCCAUUCAUCUUGCCGUGAAUGUGUUGGCCCUGAAUAUUUACAUUGUACACAGUGUAUGAAGGCAGAGAAGGGUCUGCAACCAGAAACGAACCUUGAGGGAAUACCAGUUGGUAUCUGCCUCCCCCAGUGUAAAACCCAGUUCUAUCUUGAUUAUGAUGGGGUGUGCAAAGAGUGCCACUCCUCCUGUCUGUCUUGUAUGGCAAAAUCUCCAGAAAACUGUACAGCGUGUGCCUUUCCUCAAGUUCUUUAUGAAGGCCAGUGUCUUUCUCAGUGUCCGGAAGGAUUGUAUCAUCAGGAGGGACAGUGUUCCUCAUGCCAUCCUUCUUGCAAGACGUGUGCUGGGCCUUCAGAUGCUGAAUGUGUGUCCUGCCAGCCCCAUGCAACUUUUGUCAAUGGAAGAUGUAGAACCUCCUGCAAAGAGGAGCAAUACCUUAAUCUGGUGGGGUACUGUGUUGAUUGUCACCCCCUGUGCAACCAGUGUGUGGCAGAUCUCCAGAACACAGGAAGUAUCUGCUUGAAGUGCCAAAAUACCGGUCACUUGCUCCUGAAAGAUCUCUGUGUACCUGAAUGCCCUACAGGAUACUACAUGGUUGGCAGAGCAUGUCAAAAGUGUCAUCCUUCAUGUAAAACGUGUUUGGGAGGAGGCCCUCUCUCCUGCACCUCCUGUGACUCCAGCCUCGUCCUUUCUCACCUUGGCACCUGCAUCUUGGCUUGUUUCCUUGGGUUCUACAGAGAUGAGAACGGGCAUUGCCAAUCUUGCAGUGAUGCGUGUCUGAGCUGUGAUUCAGCAACCAGUUGUACGUCCUGCAGAGACCCCUCAAAGGUCUUGCUCUUUGGGGAAUGCCAGUAUGAUAGCUGUGCGCCACAGUACUACCUUGACUUCUCCACCAAGACCUGCAAAGAGUGCGACUGGAGCUGCAAUGUCUGCAGCGGCCCCCAGAGUAAUGACUGCUUGCAGUGCAUGGAAGGAUACGUUCUCCACAAUGGUGCCUGCUUGGAAAGGUGUCCACCAACUUUUUAUAGUGGAUCUGAAAUGUGCCAGAGAUGUGAUGAUGACCAUUGUCUUCAGUGUCAUGCUCCCAACAAAUGCACCCACUGCAAAGCCCCGUUCUUCCUCUUGGGAUCACAAUGUGUCUUGGCAUGUGGGAAACGAUAUUAUGCAGACCAUGGAGAACAAAAGUGCUCAGCUUGCCCAGAGGGAUGCUUGGAAUGUGAUCAAUCAGGUCAAUGCCAUAUCUGUGAUACCACUAUGUUUCUUCAAGGAGUUCAGUGUGUUUCCCUUUGCAGCCGUGGCUUCUAUGGCAAUCCACAGAGCAGGGAAUGUAAAACUGUCAUGAGCUCUCUGAUUCUCAAGACAAACAGCUCCCUCAGGAUUGGAAUUGGUGGGGUGAAACCACUUGAUGUCUCCUUUCUGGGGAUGCAGGCCCUUGGUGGCUAUGAUGAAGAUCUGUUAGUUCAUGUGGUAGGCCCUCCUGCCAAUGGCAAGCUAGUGACAAUCACUGAUGGGAAGGAGACAGUGCUGAACCAGGGUGAUCAUUUCACUGGAGAGGAUGUGAAAAGGCAGAGAGUUUUCUUUGUUCAUGAUAAGAAGAAAGCCAGGAAUGGCCAUUUUUCUUUAAAGAUCAGCUAUCAACAGUUCUUCUCUGAACCAGAAACAUUCACAGUUCAAGCCCAAUCAGAACAGCCCCCCUAUGUACUGCGCAACGAGGCCCUUUCUCUUAGUAAAGGUGAAGCUGGAGCCAUAACCAGCCUCUUGCUCGAUAUUCGAGACAAUGAUAAUCCUCAGGAUGUGACAGUGGCCAUUUUAGAUCCUCCACAUCAUGGGCGAAUAGCCAAACUUCCUGAGGACACACCAUCAGUGAUAAAUACUUUCCAACUCAAUGAUAUUUCAGAGGGGCUAGUGCAUUACAUCCAUGAUGGAUCUAACAGCUUAGAAGAUAUGGUGCUUCUACAAGCCAGUGAUGGUUACCACUUUCAGAAUGUGCUCUUCCACAUCAAAAUUGCUCCAAAGUCCUCUUGGAACACCAGUGGGGCCCCUCGACUGGUUGCCAGCUCCAUGGUAUGGGUCCCAGAAGGAGGGAUGCUGCAAAUCACCAACAGAAUUCUGCAGGCUGAGAUGCCUGGUGUCAGUGAUUCUGCAAUCAUCUACAUAAUUAGAGAUCAGCCACGCUAUGGUGAAGUGGUGUUUCUGGUCCCCAUGCCUGCAGAUGACCCUGGUUUAGUAUGGCAGCCAUUACCAGAUGGAAGAGCAGCUUCUCCAACCACCACUUUCACACAGCAGAACAUCAAUGAAGGCGUCAUAUGGUAUAGGCAUUCUGGAUCUGAGACGGAGAGUGACUCCUUCCGCUUCCAGGUAUCCAGUACAUCCUCUCCACAAGCCCAUCUGGAAACCCACCUCCUCAGCAUUGCCAUCCUACCACACACUCUGGAUUCACCUCUGCUCUCCUUUGGGUCUUCUUUCCAUAUGACUGCUUUAGAAGAUCGUGUGACCCCUAUAGAGCCACAUCAUCUUUCCUUUGUUGACUCAGAGAAUCCAAGUGGAAAAAUUGUGUACAAUGUGACUAUACCCUUGCCACCAAAUCAAGGUAUUAUUGAACAUAGGGACAAGCCUCUCUCUCCAGUAAAGUAUUUUACACAGAAUGAUGUCAACCAUGGCAAAAUCGUGUACCGUCCACCCACAGCCGCCUCACAUAUCAGAGAGAUGAGGGAGUUCUCCUUUGCUGGCCUCCCUGAAUCAGUCAGCUUUCAUUUUACAGUGUCAGAUGGAGAUCGUACAAGUCCUGAAAUGAUGUUUACCAUCCAUUUGCUUUCCACUGAUGAACAGCCUCCAUUAUUACAGAUCACUGCUCCAGUCCUUGAGGUCAGUCAAGGAGGGAGAGCAACCAUUGGAAUACAGCUAACAAUUGGUGAUGUUGACACAGUGCCUGAAGACCUCUUCUUUGAGGUGGUAGAACCUCCUCAUCAUGGAGCUCUCCUUAAGCACAGUUCUGGAUUUCCUAACCAUCUGAGUACAGGUGAUACCUUCACCUAUGAGGAAGUCACCAGGAAUGUUUUGCAGUACAUCCAUGAUGGCUCUUCCACAGCAGAAGACACAAUGGAGAUAUCAGUAUCUGAUGGAGUUACUACAGCAACAGCCAUGCUGAAAGUGGAAGUGACGCCAAUGGAAAAUGAAGGUCCCAGGUUGGAUCCUACCUGCUCAUUGGCUAUCACAGUGGCUGGCAAAAGCUCUGUGAUCAUCACCCGAGCUCAUUUUGCCUAUAUUGAUAAUAAUUCCCCUGAUUCCAAGAUAAGGAUUCAGUUAAUUUCUCAUCCCAUGUAUGGCACCCUUGAGCGGGUUAUCCCUGGACAGCAAUCUGAGGAGUUUUUUGAGGUCUACAACUUCACAAUGGAAGACAUCAACAAUCAAAGAAUCAGAUACUUCACUGAGUUUGAGACCAUCCAUCAGCCCGUCACAGAUGUUUUUCACUUUGCUGUUUUUGAUGCUGAUGACAACCAGCUUGACAGUCAGAUGUUCACCAUCACGAUUGUGGCAAUCCAGAGGAAGCCUCCAGUCAUCACUUUUGCCAACCACAUCACGGUAGAUGAAGGAGGGCGGGUACCACUUAUCACUCACCAUACUCUAGCCAUUGAUUCUGAUCUUGGCCAAGAAGACCUUGUGGUGAAAAUUGUUUCUUUUCCAAAAUAUGGAUAUAUUGAAAAUACCAGGACAGGGAGCCGACUUGGCCCUGGAAGCACCAGAAGCUCAGAUAUUUCAUUCUCUGUUCAAGAUGUGGUGAAGAACUAUAUUUAUUACUUUCAAAGUGUCCAUGAAAGUAUUGAACCAUCAGUCGAUACUUUUAGUUUUUAUGUUAGUGAUGGUUUCAGCCAAUCAGAAACUAGCAGUGUCAACAUCACUAUUAAGCGCCUGAAUGAUGAGCCUCCUGAAAUGCAGUUGGAGCCUAUCAAAGUCCAGGAGAACAAAGGCACGGUGAUUAGAAAUUCCUCCUUGAUGGUCAAAGACCUGGACACUCCAGACAACCAGCUGGUCUUCAUGAUAACCAAGAAACCCAGUCAUGGUUAUCUCCGCAAGAGGUUGUCGCCCUUGGAUCCCUUGGAGAAUGGAGAAAUUCUCUCUGAGGGUUCAACCUUCACAUAUCAGAAUGUCUUGGAUGAACUGAUGGUUUACACAGUGGAUAGUUCCAGAGUCCAAUCUGAUGAGUUCAGAUUUUCACUUUCUGAUGGUCUCUACACACAGACUGGAAAGGUGGAGUUUACUGUAGCAUUGUCAAGGACAGAAUCGCCCAGAUUGGUCUUGAACAGAGGCCUGCAACUUCCUGCUGGCUCUGUAGCUGCCAUUACAGACCAGCAUCUAAAAGCCAUGGACUCUGACUCGGAUGACUUGACUAUCAGAUACAUCAUGAAAAAGGAUCCUAUUGUUGGUGUUCUGCAUAUGCAUAAAAGGGAUUCCCUGGUUCAGAUCUCUGUCAAGGGGCCGAUCAAAAGUUUCACACAAGCUGAUAUAAAUAAAGGAGUGAUAGAGUACAACCACAAAAAAGGGGAACGUGGUGGGACAGUUGCUUUCAUUUUUGAUGUAUCAGAUGCAGAAGGAAACAAAAUGGUGGACCAGGCAUUUCCAAUCAGCAUAAUAGAGGAUCGGCUGCCUCCAUCUGUCAUUGUCAACACUGGACUGACCCUGGAUGAAAACUCAGUCAAGAAGAUCACCACCCUUGAGUUGUCAGCCAUGGAUCAAGAUAGUGAGCCAAGUGAUCUGCUGUACAAGAUCACCAAACAGCCCCAGCUGGGACACCUGGAACACACUGCAUCGCCAGGCAGAAGGAUAAGCUCCUUCAGACAGGCAGACCUGGUCUCACGCAGCAUACACUACAUCCAUACCAGCGAGGCUGAGAAACAUUCUGACGCUUUCACCUUCUCCGUUUCUGAUGGCACACAUGAGGUGAGCCAGAAUUUUGACAUCACCAUUAAACCGAUAGAUGAUGCCUUACCUGUGGUGCUGAGCCCUGGGAUGAGGGUUCAAGAAGGAGUGAGGAAAACCAUCACAGAAUUUGAGCUUAAAGCCACAGAUGCUGACACAGAGGCCAAAUCUCUCAGAUUCACCAUUGUACAACCUCCUCGCCAUGGCCUGAUUGAAUGUACCAAUGAUGGGCACCAUCAUCGCCCAAUCAAUGCUUUCACGAUGGAGGAUGUCUACCAGAACCGAAUAAGUUAUAGUCAUGAUGGAAGCAACUCCUUGGAGGAUCGCUUUACCUUCACUGUGUCUGAUGGAACCAAUCCUUUUUUUGUUGUGGAAGAAGACAGGAAAGAGAUUGUGACUGCUGCUCCUCAGUGGUUUAGGGUGGAAAUUCUUCCUGUGGAUGAUGGAACUCCAAGAAUCGUCACAAACCUGGGUCUCCAAUGGCUGGAGUACAUGGAUGGCAAGCCAAAAAAUCUGAUUACUAAGAAGGAGCUGUUGACCAUGGAUCCUGAUACAGAUGACAAACUCUUGGUCUAUGAGAUAACAGUGAAGCCAAAACAUGGCUACAUAGAGAAGAAGUUGCAACCUGGAAUACCAGUGACUACAUUUACACAAGAGGAAGUGAAUUUGGGAUUAAUCCAGUAUGUGUUACAUGAGGAGAGAAUUCAAGAGGCAGAAGACAGUUUUCAGUUUCUGGUGAAGGACAGCAAACCCAGCAUGGUCACUGACAAUACUUUCCAUAUCCAGUGGUCUCUUAUCAGCUUUCAGCACACAAGCUACAAUGUCAGUGAAAAGGCUGGUGCCAUUAGCGUCACCGUGAAGAGGACAGGUAACCUCAAACAAUAUGCUAUUGUUCUGUGUCGCACCGAACAGGGAACUGCUACCUCCAGUUCAAGUCUGCAGCCAGGAGAACAGGACUAUGUUGAGUAUGCAGGCCAGGUGCAGUUUGAUGAACGAGAGGACACUAAAUCCUGCACCAUCAUUAUCAACGAUGAUAAUGUCUUUGAGAACACCGAGAGCUUCACUGUGGAGCUUAGCAUGCCAGCCUAUGCCUUGUUGGGAAGCAUCACUGAGACCAAAAUCUUCAUUAGUGAUGAGGAAGAUGAGCCUACCCUCCAGUUUGACAAGAAAGUCUACCAUAUCAGUGAGAGUGCUGGCAUCCUGUCUGCUCCCAUUGAAAGAAAAGGUGACUCUAACAGCAUUGUGUCUGCAGUUUGCUACACUGUCCCCAAAAGUGCUAGAGGCAGCAGCAUGCAUACCCUGGAGUCUGGUUCAGACUUCAAGUCCAGGGGGAUGUCCAACCAGAACCGUAUUGUCCUUGGGCCAGGUGUCACUAUGACCACCUGUGAUGUGAAGCUCAUUGAUGACAGUGAGUACGAGGAGGAGGAAGAAUUUGAAAUUGCGCUUGCUGAUGCAUCAGAGAAUGCGCGAAUAGGAAGCAUAGCUUCAGCCAAGGUUAUGAUCAGCGGGCCCAAUGAUGCCUCAACAGUGUCCCUUGGAACUGCUACUUUUACUGUUAGUGAAGAUGCAGGGAUUAUUGAAAUCCCAGUUACUAGGCAUGGUCCUGAUCUCUCAACCCCUACCUCAGUGUGGUGUGCCACUCGGACAUCUGACCCACCAUCUGCUACACCAGGGAUUGACUAUAUACCGAGCUCCAAGAAAGUGGAGUUUCGCCCAGGAAGAAUUGAAGAGUACUGCACCUUGACAAUCUUGGACGAUGCCCAGUACCCAGUGAUUGAAGGGGUAGAGACAUUUGUAGUCUACUUGAGCUCACCACAAGGAGCUGAAUUGGCCAAGCCUUUCCAAGCAGUAGUGGCCAUUAAUGACACCUUCCAAGAUGUACCAAACAUGAAAUUUAGCAAAGAUUUGUAUCCUGUGAAAGAGAAGGAUGGGAUCUUGCAUGCUUCUAUUAUCCGUACUGGAGACUUGAGCUAUGAGUCUUCUGUCAGAUGUUAUACCCGGAGUCAGACAGCCAGGGUCAUGGAGGACUUUGAGGAAAGGAGAGACACUGAGGAAUCACGUAUCAUUUUUCUGAAAGGGGAGAAGGUGAAGAACUGUACUGUCUUUAUCAAUGAUGACUCUGCAUUUGAACCAGAGGAGAAGUUCCAGAUAUACCUGAGCCACCCACUUGGAAACCACUGGAGCGGGGCUACCGUUGGGAAGAACAACAUGGCCAUAGUUAUCAUCUCCAAUGAUGAAGAUGCACCCACCAUUGAGUUUGAAGAAGCUGCCUACCAAAUCCGUGAACCUCCAGGGCCUGAAGGUGUUGCUUUCUUAAAUGUCAAGGUGAUCCGGAGGGGAGACCAGAACAGGACCUCCAAAGUUCGUUGCAGCACCCGCGAUGGAUCAGCCCAGUCUGGAAUCGAUUAUUAUCCAAAGAGCCGGGUCCUCAAGUUUAGCCCUGGUGUGGAUCAUAUCAUAUUCAAGGUGGAAAUCAUGUCCAAUGAAGAUAGAGAGUGGCAUGAGUCCUUCUCACUGGUAUUAGGACCAGAUGAUCCCGUUGAAGCUGUCCUGGGGGAGAUCACCACUACAAUAGUGACCAUUCUUGACCAAGAAGCAGCUGGAAGCCUCAUUUUACCAGCCCCUCCUAUUGUGGUUUCACUGUCUGAGUAUGACCAUGUGGAAGAAGAAAACAAAGAAGGUGCAAAGAAGUCCCCCUCUCCAGGUUACCCACUGAUAUGUGUGACUCCUUGUGAUGCUCACUUUCCCAAAUACUCAGUUAUGAAGGAGCGCUGCAAUGAAGCUGGGAUCAACCAGUCAUCCAUACAGUUCAGCUGGGAAGUGGCAACUCCUACUGAUGGAAAUGGGGCCAGAUCCCCCUUUGAAACAAUUACGGACAACACUCCAUUCACCAGUAUCAAUCACAUGGUGCUGGACAGCAUUUAUUUCAGUCGGCGAUUCCAUGUGCGAUGUGUAGCUAAAGCUGUGGAUAAAGUUGGCCAUGCAGGCACACCACUGAGAAGCAAUAUAGUCACUAUUGGGACAGACAGCGCCAUCUGCCACACACCAGUGGUUGCUGGAACAGCCCGGGGCUUCCAAGCCCAAUCUUUCAUUGCCACAUUGAAGUAUCUGGAUGUCAAGCACAAAGAACAUCCCAACAGGAUCCAUAUCUCAGUGCAGAUUCCACACCAAGAUGGGAUGCUUCCGCUCAUCUCCACUAUGCCACUGCACAACCUGCAUUUCCUCCUGUCAGAAUCUAUCUAUAGGCACCAACACGUCUGUUCUAACCUAGUCAGUGUCCAAGAACUUAAAGGCAUCUCAGAAGCUGGAUUCCUAGAUGAAGUGACCUACAAUAGUCUUGUUCUGGGCCCUGGAUAUGAUCGGGCAUACCAGUUUGAUCCCAAUGUGAGAGAGCCAAAAACUAUCCAGCUUUACAAACAUCUGAACCUGAAGAGCUGCAUUUGGACUUUUGAUGCUUACUAUGACAUGACAGAAUUGAUUGAUGUCUGUGGAGGAUCAGUCACUGCUGACUUUCAGGUUAGAGAUUCUGCUCAAUCCUUCCUGACAGUCCAUGUCCCCUUGUAUGUCUCCUACAUUUAUGUAACUGCUCCCAGAGGUUGGGCCUCCCUUGAACAUCAUACUGAGAUGGAAUUUUCUUUCUUCUAUGACACUGUUCUCUGGAGAACAGGUAUUCAGACAGACAGUGUCCUUUCAGCUAGGCUUCAGAUCAUAAGGAUCUACAUUCGAGAGGAUGGCCGACUGGUCAUUGAGUUCAAAACUCAUGCCAAGUUCAGAGGUCACUUUGUGAUGGAACAUCACACUCUGCCUGAUGCAAAGUCUUUCAUAAUGACCCCUGAUCAUCUGGGAGGGAUUGAGUUUGACUUGCAGCUUUUAUGGAGUGGCCAGACAUUUGACUCCCCUUAUCAGCUCUGGAGAGCAACCAGUUCUUAUAGCAGGAAAGACUACUCAGGAGAAUACACCAUCUACUUAAUACCUUGUACAGUGCAGCCCACACAGUCAUGGGUUGAUCCAGGAGACAAGCCUUUACCAUGCACUGCGCAUGCUCCAGAAAAAUUUUUGAUCCCAAUUGCCUUUCAGCAAACUAACAGGCCAGUGCCUGUUGUAUAUUCCCUGAAUACUGAGUUUCAGCUCUGCAAUAAUGAGAAAGUGUUUUUGAUGGACCCAACUAAAUCAGAAAUGUCAAUGGCAGAGAUGGACUAUAAAGGAGCAUUUUCAAAAGGUCAAAUCCUAUAUGGCCGGGUUAUGUGGCAUCCUGAACAAAACCUCAACUCAGCCUACAGACUGCAGCUGGAAAAGGUGUACCUCUGUACUGGGAAGGAUGGCUAUGUGCCCUUUUUUGACCCAACGGGGACCAUCUAUAAUGAGGGACCACAAUAUGGUUGCAUCCAACCAAGCAAACACCUAAAGCACAGAUUUCUGCUGCUGGACCGGAAUCAACCAGAAGUGACAGACAAAUAUUUCCAUGAUGUUCCUUUUGAUGCCUGUUUUGCUUCCGAGUUGCCAGAUUUGUACCUGGUCAGCAGCAUGCCUGGAGUGGAUGGCUUCACCAUGAAAGUGGAUGCACUGUAUAAGGUGGAAGCUGGGCACCAGUGGUAUCUUCAAGUGAUCUACGUUAUUGGUCCAGAGACCAUUGCAGGGCCCCGGGUGCCACGUUCUCUCAUACACCAGCUAAAGCGCAGCCGGCGAGAUCUUGUGGACCAUAGGAGUGGUUUGAUCCUGGAUGACUCCUUGAUCUAUGACAAUGAAGGCGAUCAAGUCAAGAAUGGCACUAAUAUGAAGUUUCUCAAUCUGGAUCAGCAAGAGGCUGUCUCCGCUGCCUCUCUCUCUCAGACCGGGGCUUCGAUUGGCAGUGCCUUUGCCGCUGUCAUGCUUCUCUUCCUUGUGCUCUUAGUCACUUGCUUUGUCACCCGGAAAUGUCGGAAGCACAGGAAAAAGAAAAAGGCUGCAAAAGACAUCCCAGAGCAAUACCCUCUCAAUACCAAAGUGGAAGCAGCCAAGAAGAGCUCAGAGAGGAUGGAGAAGAAUAUAAACAGACAGUACUGCACUGUAAAGAACCUGAACAUCCUCUGUGAAAAUGAAGGAGCCUACAAGGUCAAGGGGGUAAAAGUCAAGCAAGUGAACUUGGAAGUGAAAGUUCACAACAAUUUACAUGAUGGAACAGAGGUUUAAUGGCCUGUGCACAUUUUCUGGGUGGUCAAAUCUUUUUAUAAAUUGUAAAAAGGAGGGGGGAAGAAAGGAACUUCUAUAAAAAAAUUUUUUUAAAAAACCAUCCUGGUAUUUUUAUAACAAUUUUGUGGGAAAAGGGAAGAAUUAUACCUUCGGGGGGUUUGUUUGUUUGUUUGUUUGCCUGAGUGGUGAACAAACAAUAUAUCUCUGCAUGCUUCCACUCCACAACGGAGCUACCUCAUUGAAAGCAGAACUGUGUGAGGUUCCCAAGAGAGGAAGUGUUGACUGACACCUCUUGCAUUCCGUUUGCCCAUGUUCUGGGGCUCCAAAUCUCUUCUGUUCUCCAUCUGCUGUAUUUUUGUAUUCAUCAAAAGUAAUAAAGGUGCCACAAGUGAAUGAAGCUUCCUCGGAGACAGGAGAAAAGUGCAAUGUAUUCUGUAGAAUAGCAGCUUUCACCUUGGGCAGGGUUCUGCAAGAGGUUACUAGGGGUUCUGCGAGGUAUUGUGCUUGUGGGGGGGGGACAUUAUUUCUGAGCUAUAGAUAUAAGAAUUUUUAUCCAAGGAUUCCCUGAGACCUGAAAACCAGGGUUCCUCUGCUGUUAAAAGGAUGAGAAAACCUGUGGAACAAUGUUUCCCCACACGGUUAGCUAUUGCACGAUGGGAGUGUCCUUUAGUAGACCCUUUUGGAGUAGUUAUGUUGGGCCUAUUUUUGGUGCAACAUCGGCACGCUUGGAUGAAAGUGAAGCAUAAUAUAGCACAAAGGGAAGCAAAAUGCAAUCAAAUUAUUUCUCUUUCAGCCAAUUCAUAUGUGAUCCAGUUAAACUCAUCCAAUUAACUCAAGAGCAUGCCAGUUACCUACCAGACCAUGCUCACACAAAGUGCAGAUUUUUUAAAUUCAGUAAUGUGUGUCACUCCCGAUGUCAUGGGAUUACAACUACAUUUUGUUGUUGUUGUUGUUGUUUUUGUGUGUCUUCAAAUCAUUUCUGACUUAUGGGGACUCUAAGGUGAACCUAUCACAGGGUUUUCUUAGCAAAAUUUAUUCAGAAUGGGUUUGCCUUUGCCUUCCUCUGAGGCUGAGAGAACGUGACUUUCCUAAUGUCACCUGGUGAGUUUCCAUGGCUGAGUGGGUAUUUGCACCCUGGUCUCCAGAGUUGUAUUCGAGUGCUCAAACGACUGACUCUUCUCACCAUUGUCUACACUGGUUAGAGUUGACUGGAGAUGCAGUUCAGUAGUAUCUGGAGGGCACAUCUUCCCUGGGCCAGACACAGGUGGCAAGAUAAACUGGUGCUGAGAUAUCCACAAUGGCACUGCUUUAAAAAAGGGUGUAAUUUCCAUAACUGAAAUCUUAAUGCCUGCAAAUAUAUCACCCAUGUAGAGUCAGGAGAUCACCCAAAUGUUACUUCCACAACUGGAGGUCUAGCCCCGGGCUCUCAGUCACUUCCACCACAGCUGCUUUCUUCCUGAGACAAAAGUCCAGUCAAUUGUGUUCAUCAAGCGAUUACUGCAGAUAAAUGACAGGUUGGCUGGCUGUAUGUUGGUUAUAAUAGAUCACUUUUAAAAUGUAUGGCUUUAAUCACUGGGAGUCAGCUAAUCAAGUCCUUACCUUUUUCAAGUGAUUUAUUGUCCUCUCAACAGAUUAUGUGAACUGGCCAAAAGAGAAAAAAGACAUAAAUUCUUCUUACUAUUCACUGUAAGAGUUCCACUUUGGAAGAUCUACCAUCACAAACACUGAGCACUGGAACAAAAUCAACCCCCGCCCUUUUUUUUAAACAUGAAUGCUGAUUCAGAAUAUAUUCCUUUUAAGAAUUUCUAAACAAAAAAACUUUGGUGCCAAAAAUGUUGCAUAAUUCAGUUUAUAAUAUGUGGGUCUUACACUGUCAGCACAAUUUCAAGUCCACAAAGCACAUAAGGUGCACUUGGAGAUGAGUUGCAGGAGUGCCUCUUGGGCCAUGUACUUUAGGGCAUAAUCUCCACCAGACUGUAUUGUGGUGCCAUGUGAGUUCAAGUGCUUGACUCGAGACAGUUAACGUGCUCAUCAUUUUAUGCAUUGGACAUUAACAUUUUCUGUGUCGAUGUUGGCAUACCUGAUUACUCUUGUGAGCGUUCGGAUGCUUCUUGAUAUCACAGAGAUCAUUGUCCAAACAACUUAAUGAGAUUUAUUCAGGUUGAGGUUAUCCACAAUUUAGGGCAUUCACAAGCAUGGUCCAAUUUGCCAAAUUUGACAAAGUCCAUGAAAACUAUAAAGCUGGCUUGCCCAACUUGAUGCCUUCCAGAUGUGUUGGACUACAACUUCCAUAACCUCUGAUGGCUGUGCUAGCUGGAGCAAUGGAGGUAGCAGUUAAAAGCAUCUGAAGGCUGGGGAAGGCAGUUAACCAUAUGAGUAGUGGCUGUGUGAAUUAGCUUUUAUUUCAUGAUAAAGUUAAGGUCCCAUCUCAAAAGAAGUUAUCACUCACACCUGAUGCUAACAGUGCCUUUGAGCUUCUCCCAUGAGGAUUGUGUGCCUAUCAUUAGUGCAGAACAGAAUGUGUGUGUGCAGGGGGGGCAUUUAUAAAGGAAAUGAAUUGUUGCCACUAAUUCGUUGACAUUACAUGUGAUUUGUAUUAUGUAUCUUUUUUUUAAAAAAAAUCUAAAACCUCGUGAUUUAAUCCAUUUCAGUUGCUAAUUCUCUGCUCUCUUUUGUUGUUGUGUAUUGUGUGUUCACAGUCCAGGAUCAUGUGUUAAAUGAAAUGUAUAACACAUUGCCUUUGAGCAAAAAUGAGAUUCUAUAACCAUUGCUACCUACCUGGCCUCAUAUGGUUUUAUUUAGUGCUGUAUGCUUUUAAACUGGUCCCUUGUUAAGUAGAAAUAUAGAUCUCUUCCACCUGAGUGCUUGCAGACUUCUGUCACUGAAUGAUCAAUGCUGAAAAGAUGGGGAGGUUUGGUGUGUGUGUGUGUUUAACAGAACAUGCUUACUUCAAAAUAGAGCUCCAUAAUCACGGAACUGUAUGUUUUGAACUCGUGUAGAGUGCUUUCUUGAUGCAUUCAAUUGAGUUAGCCAGUCUGCACACAUCCAAAUAAAUGCAUAUGUGGGCUGGCUCUUUCCACUGAAAUGUAUGGAGAAGUAAUUUGAUGAAGGGAGCCUUGGAGCUUUCGUGCUCAAAACACAUUUUUAGUUUAGGAUGACUGUAUUCACCUUUAGUGCCUAAAUAAUGCCAAGGUUACUUUUCAAAAAAGUUCCAUUGAUAAGGGUCUUUUUUCAUAGUAAGCUUAAAUAGUAUCAAUUUGGACAUAACCUAAAAAUUUGAGCAGUAAGAGAUGAGCAACUAAUUGUGGCUAUUGAAGCCAGAGUCAUCUGGUUUCAGAAACAUUGGGUGCAAUUCUGUAACUGUGUGGUGUUAGUUACUUCUUUUUUAUCUGCUGCAAAAUAGUUACAACAAACUGACUGAUUUAAAGACAGUUAGAAAGCUAACAGACUAUAGUGGAACCCUCCACCUGGCUCAGAUUAAUAUCUUAUCUGCAGAUGUUUGAUGGAAAGCACUGAAGAUCUGAAAACAAUUACUUACUUCAUUUGAGUCACACAAUUGCUUUUUUCUAUUUUGAUCACAGAUAGUAUUGCUUUAGAUAUGCCCGUUUAUUCUCAAUUUCUGUGUUCUGUCAUUUGUAAUCUUGCAAUUAACUUAGAAUUUUAAAAAUCUUGAGAUAUUAUAUAAGAUCUAGUACAAUGUCAUAGACCAAAUCCGUAAUGUGUAGCUCCAGUGUACGCAACAGGCCCACAGGUGUGGGCUGUCUUUAUUCAACUAAAUAAAGAUACAGGUGUGGGAUGUCUUUAUUCAACUAAAUCAUAUGUUCAUGAGAUGCUGCCUUCCACUGGUGUGAAGUAAGGCAACCCUUUUGAAAGAAAUCUGGGCAUGCAUCAAAAUAUCAAAAUGUUUGAAUUUGUCAGUCAUGAAAAUUGGUGUGGCACAGGCAGCAUGGGUUAGAAUUGCUGCUCAGCCACCACACUCAUUGGUUGAUCUUGGGCAAGUCAUAGUCUUUCAGACUGAUCCAUCUCACAGGGCUGCUGUGAGGUUAAAGAUUGAAAUAACACCAGUGAAUGGCAUCUGGGGUUCUGUGGAAGCAAAAUGCAAUGAAAAUGUUAUAGAUACAUAAUGUCCAAAAUCCUUAUGAUGUCUUACGCAUGCAUAGGUUCCCCUGCAGAAGUGGUUGAAUGUUUUUGUCCUAUGCUGAAUGGCCCAAGGUUGCAGCACAUAGGUGUGCAUGUACAUUGUUCAUGGAUGUGCACAAUUCCACAUGCACAGCGUCAUAAUUCACUAAGGAAGGUGGUGUUGCACAACCACCGCCUAACUCUGUAAACAUAAAGUUACACUCCAUUUCCUCAAUGUAGAACCUUGGCCAGCAUCUAUUGGGUCAGUAGUAAACUUGUAUUGAAAAAAUUGAUAACAGAGUGCUGACACACUUCAUGUCUGCAUAGGUAGAAUUAUACAGAAACCAUGAGACACCUCAGUGGUGCAAACGGCUAUAAUCUGCACUGAUGUUGUAUAAAUUAUUAUUAUAAUGUUAUAAAUAAUGGUUAUAAUAUUAUAGAAGCAAGAGACCAUGAAGUAUACAUUUGUUGUUGUGUGCCUUCAAGUCGUUUCGGAUGGCCCUAAAGUGAACCUAUCACAGGGUUUUCUGAGGCUGAGAGUGUGUGACUUGUGCAAGAUGGGCUUCCAUAGCUGAGUGGAGAAUCGAACCUUGGCCUCCAGAGUUGUAGUCCAUUGCUGAAACCAUAAUACAUAUGUUCUCUUCAUUGCACAACUGUUGGCACAUGGAUGUUCAAUAUUUCUGUGCUGCAAAUGUUAACACAAGUGAGAUAUUGGUAGACAUUCAGGUUCUGCCUUUUAUAUAUGUGUGUAUAAUUAUAAUGUUCCUCUGGUUUUUGCCUCUAUUGUCCAUUCCAAGAAAGUAUCUUUGGUUGCUCUGAGUCAAACUCCCUUGGUGCUGUCAACCUGUUACCUUGAAUCUCACCAUUUUAUAUAUUUUGGAGCAUCUAUUUGUUAUAGAGUGAAUGGUUGUUAUUUCCAUUUUGCUCUUUGGUUGUUGCUGUUGCUAAUAAACAAGCUUUGGUUACUUUUCA
Molecule: messenger RNA, 17281 nt
Organism: Sceloporus undulatus (fence lizard)
Lineage: Eukaryota; Metazoa; Chordata; Lepidosauria; Squamata; Phrynosomatidae
Gene: FRAS1
Product: Fraser extracellular matrix complex subunit 1
Exons: 73
Coding region: 191-12190 (3999 amino acids)
Biological process (GO): cell communication
Cellular component (GO): membrane
Molecular function (GO): protein binding
Source: RefSeq, a predicted model, not a curated record